AUUGAUCAAAAUGCAUGAAGAUAACGGACUAUUAGAUGAGAAUACUAAACAAAACCUCGAAUCUAAUACAGAAGUAGCAGGUCAGAGAGACCCAGAAGAGAUCAACAAGAUCAAGAAGAAAGUAGAGGAAGACAUGAAGGAAGUUUCAGAGUCUUCAGGACCUACCUCCGUACUUCCAAAAGGAAUUAAAUAAAUCUAAUUUCUCUAUCGAAGAAGGUAACAUCAUCUAUGCUCCUGAAAACCCUGAGUUUGACUUUGAGGCUUUGAAAGCUUCAUCACACUUUAUUUUCAAGAAGCUCAAAGAAUCAAUCUACAUGGGAGAGGUUCAGAAGGGCAAGAGGCAUGGCCAAGGAGUGAUGAAGUAUAAUUCUGGAAGAGUCUAUGAAGGCGAAUGGGAGAAUGACAUCCGCUGCGGCAAGGGCUUCGAGCGCUAUACCAAUAAUAAUGCUUAUGUGGGAGAAUUCAAACAAUCGAAACCUUGUGGGAAAGGAGUCUAUAAGUGGGGCAAUGGUGAGGUCUAUGAUGGAGAAUGGCACAAUGGACUCAAACAUGGCUACGGAAUCUGGAAAGGCAUAUACGGUGACUCUUAUAUAGGGGAGUGGAAGAACUCUAAAGCUGAUGGUUAUGGAGUUCAUACCUGGAGUAAUGGUGAUAGGUAUGAAGGAGAGUGGAAAGCAUGUCUGAAGCAUGGGAAUGGAACUGAUAUUUUCUCAAAUGGAGAUAUCUACAUUGGGCAUUACAAAGACGGUAAGCCAGACGGGUAUGGGCAAUACAUUUGGGAAAGCGGCUCGAGCUAUGUUGGCAACUUUAAAGAUGGUCUCAAGCAUGGAAAGGGUAAAUGGAAGCAGAACAAGAAAGGAGCCCUUUCCAACACCUACGAAGGCGAAUAUUACAAUGAUGUCAAACAAGGCGAGGGAGUCUUCCGCUGGGCUUCUGGAAAUGUUUACAUUGGCCGCUACAAAAAUGAUGAGAGAGACGGCCACGGAGAAAUGAUGUGGACAGAUGGCUCUAAAUAUGUAGGCGAGUGGAAAAACGGAAUCCAAAAUGGCUACGGUAAAAUGGAAUUCCCCAAUGGCACAGUCAAAGAAGGAUAUUUUGAUAACAAUAUUUUUAAAGGAAAGAAUAAACCUGAAGAACCUGUAUUUGAAGAUAAUGAAGUUCCAUUGGAAAACAGUAAGAUGGACCCGAUUGAGCAAGAAGAUCUAUGGGAGAAAUAUGGCCAAAAGAGGAAAGGCAAAGGCAAGCCUAGUGCUAAUGCUUCUGGAGAUGGAUGGUAUUAUGACCCUGAUUUAAUAAAUGAAGGCAAUGCUCAUUAUUCAGCAUUAGAUGCCGAAGAAUACAACAAUAAUAUGAUUCAUACAGCUCAUCCAAAAGAUGAAGGAGAUAAAGCUAGGAACAAGAAUACUGCUGAUACAACAGUUAGGAAAAAGGCAAGAAAUUCAAAAACAAGAAUGUCGUCAACUGGUCUAAAGAAUAAGAAAGGAAUGAGGGCUCCUAUACCCAAAGUACCAGCUGCUAAGAAUCGUAAAAGAUAGCCCUCAUCUUUGGAUCGUACUAAUAAUUGCUAAUAAUUCUU
Moneuplotes crassus is the source of this 1576-nucleotide messenger RNA. The record is from the annotation of a GenBank genome assembly. NCBI's taxonomy places the organism in Eukaryota, Ciliophora, Spirotrichea, Euplotida, Euplotidae.